AUGUCGAAUCAAGGUAACCAGGUAAAUGCUGCUGCAUCCGGGGGGGCUCAAGGGAACCAGGAGGAGUCCCAGCCAUUUAUAAUACCAAGUAACCCGCAGGCUUUGGCGCAGUUUUUCACGGCUUUUCAAGAAUUUUAUAAGCAGAGCAGGUCCGCAGGCCAAGUGACACCCACACCAGGGGCAGCAGCACCAAUGACGGUCGCGACAGUGGCAACAGUACCAGCGGCAGUUGCACCGGCUGUAGCACCGGCCCCAGUGCAAUCUACACCUUUGGCGUUCUCCCAGGAGUUCAUCCCGGACACUCAACUCAAUGAGGUAGUACUUCCAGGUACAUCCGCGUCCUCUUUGGCAGUGCUGGGUGCAGCCAAAGAGGCAACAGCCCGGCAAAAGAAGAACACCCGCGCUCAGUCUGCCACCUCAGGCAAGACAAAGGGUGGCCAGAGGGGUGGCAGGAAGGGUAAGGCUAGUGCACAAGGUUCGAAGGCGGCUAACCCACAAAAAGACCCAGGUGUCCCUAGUCUCUUUCAGGUUCUGCCUCCGCAGGCGGCACCUGCCGAGGGCGCAUCAGAGUCCACUCGGACGAAGAAGCGCUGGGGCUGCAGGCGGUACAGGCGAACAGCAUACCGCAACAAGCCACGCCGGAGGUCCUCUCUGGGAAGAGGAAAGAAAAAAGAAAACACACUUCUAAGAAGAGUAAGAAGAGCAGGCGUUCGGAAUCGGAUGAUGAUUCAGGUACCUCUUCUUCUUCCGACUCUGAUAGUGAUGAUUCUAGGGAGGAGUAUUGGGGUCACGGCGAGGACUGCGUGGGCCUUCCUUCUUGGGCCCAUGAAAGGAGGGCCAAUUCCUACCGUAAGUCCUUUAAUGGGACUCUCGAGUGGAAGGACGGCGCCCUAGUGCCGGAUGUUAAAACCUCCACGCACCUGUCCACAGAUUUCAUUGUAGGUAACCAUUUAUCCCAGAAAAAGAGGGACAAGAUCCUCAAUGGUGAUUUUAUUGAUAUGUUCCGAUUGUUGCCUCCAGCUAAGUUGACAGGUAAAGGAGAAAAGAGGCGCAGCCAUGGAAAACGCAGGUACAGAGCACCCAGAGUUGAGCGCACUUUCGACCAUUGGCUUGAUGGGUUCCAGGUGUUUAUGGGUGUGGUCAGUGCGGCUUAUCCUAAACGGGCGAUGCAUUUAGUCGCCUACUUGGCCCAUGUGAGGAGGGCUAGGGAUCUAGCGGGGGAUACAGCCGCUCUAAAUUACGAUGAGGAUUUUCGCAGAAAUGCGUCGCUGUUAUCUUCCACUCGUUGGGAUCUGAGGGACCAGAACUAUUGGUCUGAGCACGUAGGCCCCUACGUAGACAAGAAGCCCCAGGACUCGUCAAAAGCCUGGAAGACCGCUCCAAGACAGAGGCGACUGUGCUGGGAGUUCAAUAAAGGGGUCUGUGUGCGGCCGGUCUGUAAGUACAGCCACGAAUGCGAAAAAUGCCUUGGUAACCACCCGGCCACUGCCUGCCUUAAAGGGAGGCAGCCCUUUCGGGGGGGGAGAGGUUCCUACAAUCAGGGUUCCAGGGGCGGCCAUGGAACCCCAUUGGGACCUCAAGGGAACAGGCAGUAA
This is a messenger RNA of Podarcis lilfordi (Lilford's wall lizard), 1595 nucleotides long. NCBI's taxonomy places the organism in Eukaryota, Metazoa, Chordata, Lepidosauria, Squamata, Lacertidae. The record is from the annotation of a GenBank genome assembly.